UCCAGGCGCAGUCUCUGCACAGACCUGCUGCAUACAUACUGAGGGGCAUACGCACUUGCCGUGCACCGCCAUCCUUUCACACACGCACACACGCGCGCACGCACGCACGGAGAGAAGCAGCCUCGCACUGCAGCGCCGCAGCCCGAGAGCAGAGAGGAGAGGGGGGAAAAAGGAAGAGAAAAGCGAUCGGUGAAAAUAGCGCGGCUGUGUCUCCGUCAGCAUGCAGCACGCCGUGUGUCUCCUGCUCCUGCUCAGCGCCGCGGGGUGCCUGUCCUCCCCCGUGACCCCCACGCUGACCUCCGACGUCGCCACGCCGACCCCGGACCCCUGCGAGGGCCAGCCCUGCCUCAACGGCGGCUCCUGCGAGCCCCUGCCCGUCCUGCCGGAAACUUCCGAGCCCCUUUCCGACGGCCAGGGGUACGCCUGCUCCUGCGGGUCUGGGUACACGGGGCAGAACUGCGAGUUUUUUACAGACCCCUGUGCCAGCAGCCCCUGUCUCCAUGGUAACUGCAGCGGCAGUGGCGAUGGCAGCAUGUACACGUGUGAGUGCAGUGACGGUUUUGGGGGGGAAAACUGCGACCAGCCCCUCCUGAGCCUGGCUGCGUUUGCCUGGGCCUCCUCGCCCGCACCCCCCGCCCCAGAGCACGCCACACCUGCCACAACCAGCACACCCACCACAGUCCCUUCCACAACCCCGGCUCCACCCACACUGCAGCCAUGGCAACCCCGUCUAGGGCAGAGAGUGGCUGAGUUAGCAUGGGAAGAGGAGCAGAUAACAGAGGGGACAUCCUGUGGGAAUGUGUCCUCAUCAAUGGUCACCCUUUCCCUCGAGGUAGCUGACGAGACAGCUGUAAAGAUCCAGGUGAAUGGCAGUUGGUCUGCGGUUCUGUGGAGAGUCAGUGAGAGAGAGUUCCAGCACUGCUCCAUCUUAGAUGGCACUGCUGCCUGGAUCCAGCAGGCCCCGGACGGACUGGUUCUGCCCGGGGAGUCCCUCCCCCUCGGCCAGAGCUACUUCCUGGGUUUCUUGCACAGUGGCGCUCCUGGUGUUUCUGUGAUGUUAUUGCGCCUACAUCUCACGGUGAAGGCCAGCAGUUGUGUGGAGCCAGGCAGUCGUUUCAGUGACCCACAAUGCUCUGGGAGGGGGAGAUGUGUCACCCAGCCAACUAAGAGCACCUUUUACUGUGAGUGUGAGGAGGGAUAUUCUGGAAUCUUCUGUGAGGAGUUUGAUGCCUGUCACCUGAAGCCGUGUGAGAACAGCGGCACGUGCGGUGACCUGAGACAAGGGGACGAGGGACGCAACUUCACCUGCAUCUGUCCUCCAGGGUACACAGGCGAGCGCUGCCAGGUUCUGGUGGAUCACUGUCAGUCUCAGCCUUGCAAGAACGGGGCCACCUGCUCCAGUGACGCGCUCGGGCCCACCUGCCACUGCUCGGAGGGGUAUGAAGGCUCGCAGUGUGAUCAGAGGAUCGACCCUUGCGCUUCAUCCCCGUGCCACAACAAUGGCAGCUGCUUCUCUGAUGGCCGGGGCUUUGGGUUUGGCUGCAGCUGUGCGUCGGGCUACACUGGCCCCACCUGUGCCCAGCUGGUGGACUUCUGUGCCCUCAACCCCUGCGCCCACGGGAUCUGCCGCAGUGUGGGAACCAGCUACGGGUGUCUCUGUGUGCCAGGGUACCAUGGGCUGUACUGUGAGGAGGAGUAUAAUGAGUGUCUCUCAGCACCCUGUCAGAACCAUGCUACCUGCAGGGACCUGGUGAAUGCCUAUGAGUGUGUCUGCGCACCACAGUACCAGGGGAGACAUUGUGAGAUCUACAAGGACCCAUGUCUGAAAGUGCACUGUCAGAAUGGAGGAACCUGUGAAAGACUAGGCCCUAACUCCACCUGUGUGUGCCCGCCUGGUUUCAUGGGGGCAAACUGUGAGAUCGACAUCAAUGAGUGCGAUAGCAACCCCUGUCACCACGGCGGCACCUGCAUCGACCAAUCAAACGGCUACACCUGCCACUGUCCACAAGGGUGGGUGGGAGCGAGCUGUGAGAUCCACCUGCAGUGGAAGGCCGCUCACCCUGAGGACACCCUACCCAGCAUGCCCCGCCACUCCCUGUACAUCAUCAUCGGGGCGCUGUGCGUGGCCUUCGUCCUCAUGCUCAUCAUCCUCAUCGUGGGGAUCUGCCGCAUCAGCCGCAUCGAGUACCAGGGCUCCUCCCGCCACGCCUACCAAGAGUUCUACAACUGCCGCAGCAUCGACAGCGAGUUCAGCAACGCCAUCGCCUCCAUACGCCACGCAAGAUUUGGAAAGAAGUCUAGGCCUGCCAUGUACGACGCCACACCCAUCACCUAUGAAGAUUACAGUCCUGAUGACAAACCACUCGUCACUCUGAUCAAAACUAAAGAUUUAUAAAACACGCCCACGUCUGUAGCCUCUUCACUCCAGUUUCCUGUCCAGUAUUUAUUUCUUUAUAAAAAACAAACGUGCAUCAUUGAAGAGAAAAGUAUUUCUUCAUUAUAUUUUACUGUUGGAACCCAUGAUGCUAUUACAUGUAAGGCUGUAGUAUGCAUACACUUUAAUGUGCGCUAACUUGAUCCGAGGUGAGCAAAACAGCCACUGUUGGUAAGUAAAUAGUGUUAAGCCUGCUGUGUGUUGAGGGGAGGGGCCAAACGAGACCCUGCCCAACCUCUAUCCUGAUUGGCUAAAAUCUAACCCUAGAGUCAUCAGACAUGUGAAUACUCAGAGCUGAUAGCAGUAAUUACUGAUGUCGUACAGUAGUAAUAGGUGCAUUUGUUGCAGUGCAGUAAGAUAUAUAAAAAUAAUUCUGCAGUAGGUUGCCUUAAUCGGUGCAUGGGUAGAUCUGAUGGUUUCUGCAUUAUUUGGAACCUUAUAUACAUUGUUGUUUAUUUCGUGUUAGUGACAUAGUCUUCUCUGGACCAGCUGCGGUGACAGACAGAUCUUACUGGCCACUGUGUUGUAGAGACAAAGAGUGUUUUUUUAAUUGGUCGUUUCGUUCAUCGUUUUGAAACAAGUAAAAUAAAAAGAUAAUUUCCACUGUUUUACAGUUUUCCAUGGAGAUCGAUGUCUCUGCUGGGGUACAGUGAGAAGUAACGUGUGAGUUUGCUGUAAUGUGGUUCUCUGUUUGUGUACGAUGGUGUUGAUCAUCUCAGGGUGGGCUCUUCUCUCUCCAUUUCCUGUCUUUGAGGCCUGACCAAACAGAUGUCCUGGGUUGCCUCUUUUUUACAAAAAGAAAAAAAAACUACGUGAUUGAAUUCUGUGUAAUGAUGUAUUAAUAAAGGUCAAAGUGAACACUU
This is a messenger RNA of Conger conger (European conger), 3297 nucleotides long. RefSeq names its product delta/notch-like EGF repeat containing (gene dner). Gene Ontology annotation, biological process: heterophilic cell-cell adhesion; establishment or maintenance of epithelial cell apical/basal polarity. The transcript is spliced from 13 exons. Gene Ontology annotation, cellular component: plasma membrane; protein-containing complex. The record is from RefSeq and is a predicted model, not a curated record. The coding region runs from base 221 to 2395 and encodes 724 amino acids. NCBI's taxonomy places the organism in Eukaryota, Metazoa, Chordata, Actinopteri, Anguilliformes, Congridae. Gene Ontology annotation, molecular function: calcium ion binding.